AUGCCGUCCAACCAUGAGGAUAGCGAGGAAGAGGAGGACUACAUGUCCAUGAUCAUCGAGGAGCCCACGCAGAAGGAGACUUUCUCCCAACGGAAACGUCGGGAACAGCGCGAGGCUGAAGCUCGCGGACGAGUCCCCUCCAAAGCCGAACGCGCCGCCCAAGAAGCUGCCCGCCGCGAUGAAGCCCUGGCGAAAAGUACCCUGGAUCCCACCAACAAGGGAUUCAAGAUGAUGGCCAAGCUGGGCUUUAAGGAGGGACAGUCCCUUGGAAAACAAGAUGGGAGUUACGAGAAUAAAUCAAGUCAGCCGAUCAACCCUGUGAUGAAAGAAGGUCGUGGCGGUAUCGGUCUGGAUAGCGAGAAGAAGCGCAAGAUCCGCGAGGAGGCCGAGGAAGCUUCGAAGAAGGUUAAGCAGGAGGAAGGCGAUUAUCGCGAUCGGGUCCGUGAGGAACGCGAAUUGAAGCGCACGGAGGCGCAGGUCCGGGGGGCGCAGAAGGUGGCGGAGCGGUUGGAUACUGAGGCCGAGGAGGAGGCGCAGGAGCGUGGCGGGGAUGCAGAUGCAUAUGCAAGUGCAGGUGCAGGCCAGAACAAAGAAAAAUCAUCCGAUACCGACACCGACAAGGUCCAGGAUCACGAUCAAGAUGAGGAGAAGAAACCACAACCCCGCAACUACAAAACUACCAAAUCAAUCAACAUCCUCUACCGCGGCCUCGUCCGCGAACGCGAAGACCGCGAACGAGACAUGCAAGCCCGCCACGCAUUGCACACCUCCCUCCCCUCGUCUUUCUUCCCGAACCCGCGUCUCCCCACUUUUGCGGGAUCGGAGCUCGAGCGCGAAGAUCAGCAGGCGCUUGGCACGCGGGAUCCGCUCACGGCGGCCAUCGAGCAGGAAGUCGAUGACGAGGAUCCCGAGCUGGAUGCAUUUAAUGAGCUGGAGGCUAGCGAGCGGCUGCGGAGGCUUGUGGCGUAUCUCCGGGAAACGUAUCGGUAUUGCUUUUGGUGUAAGUAUCGGUAUGCGAGUGAGGAGGAGUUGGAGUUGUGUCCGGGGUUGACGGAGGAGGAUCAUGAUUGA
This is a messenger RNA of Penicillium argentinense, 1071 nucleotides long. RefSeq names its product putative G-patch domain protein. Bases 1 to 1071 code for a protein of 356 amino acids. Gene Ontology annotation, cellular component: kinetochore. The transcript has 2 exons. The record is from RefSeq and is a predicted model, not a curated record. Gene Ontology annotation, molecular function: nucleic acid binding. NCBI's taxonomy places the organism in Eukaryota, Fungi, Ascomycota, Eurotiomycetes, Eurotiales, Aspergillaceae.